GUCACCAGACUCCAGCCUGGGAGGCUGAGUUCAGGGCAAACACUUACCCACAGAAGAGUAGCUAGCUAGCUAGCUGGCCAGUUCACCAGUCGUGUUGACAGACAGUUAAAGCCUCACCGUUACUGAUUUUAGAUGUUAAAGAAACCGGAACUCAGAGGAAUCAUGUUUGAAAACUUCAGAGAGAGACUUCAUAUGGUCCAGCAGGAUUUCACAACGGGAUUCAAGAUCCUUGGAGACAAAUCCAGAGAUACUAAGAUCAGGAGUAAGCCCCGGUUUGAAGAAAGCCUUCCUCAUUUCAGCGCUGGACUAGACAUCCUAAGCAGGUAUGAGGAGAGCUGGUUUCUACUCCAUAAAAGAACCAAAGACUGUGCCCAGACUGCAGAGGCAGUUGAUGGGGACAUAGUGAUGCUCUCAGCACACUGGGAGAAAAGAAGAACAGCUCUGACUCAGCUACAGGAACAGCUACAAGGCUUGCCGGCCUUCAUCAGUGAACUAGAUGCCGUCACUGCUAACAUAGCUCAUUUGGAAGGUGACUUCGAGGAGAUGGAAAGCCGGCUGGUCUACCUGGAGACGCUGUGUUGUCAGUGUGAACAACAGACGGUCAAACAACAUCACGUCAACCAACUAGAAGUCUAUAAGAACAAGAAGAGGAGGGAGAUCGAGGCGCUGGAAGUGGAACUGAAUUCUGAUCAUGCUCAGAAGGUGGCCGAGCUGGAGCAGGCCAUGCAACAGAAACUGAGAGAACGACAGAAGGUCUACGAGGAAGCCUUCAACCAAGACAUGCAGCAGUACCUGUCCACCGGAUACCUGCAGCACAGAGAACCAACAGGAGCUGAUGUGCGUGUUCUGGAUCAGAUGACAGUAACUAACAUAUCAGACCAGGAGGCUCUGGAUGACUUCCUCAACUCCACUGGUGACGAUGACAUGAGCACAGGCUCAUCACUGACCUCAGGUCCAGACCUCGACUCCUGCUCCUCUGACUGUUCGAGAACCCAAUCGGCCGGAGCCCCUCCCACAGUCAGCCCAGGGUCCAAUCAGGACGCAGCGUGGGAGCAGGACAAGGAAGCGGCCAGCGAGGAGAGCGACGAACCUCUGGUGCAGUCGGAUGAAGAGGACGUCCAGCUGGACAUGUCGUUGGUCAACUUACAGGAUGUUGGCGCCAGGAGGGCCUCCGACGAGAGCAACCCUGCAGGAGACCUACCCUGCGGGUAACCUAGCAACCAGGCCUUUGAAUACAGGGUAAACACUCACUAUUGUUACCACUCUGGUGCUCUCUUGCUUCGACACACACAGCUCCCAUCUCCAGCCGACAUGAGCAGCACUUCACUGACUCUUUCCCAUGAGGUUUGAUACAACAGUUUUCAUAUGGUGGGCACAUGGCACAUGAGGGCUGUGCUAACAGCUAACAUGUAUUAGCUCUCCUCCUGCUGACUUGACACGUGUUGUUGUUGCUGCUGUUAAUCUGUAGCUUAAAUGAGAUGAUAACCUGACAUAUGAUCAUGCAUAGACUCGCCAAUACCCGAUGCAACAUUUUCGGAGGCAUUUCUGAUACUGGUAUCAAAAUUGAAAAAUGACAGUUGCCACAGUGUCAAGAAGUGGUUUGAAUCUAGCUGUAUAACACCACUGCAUUCACAUGUACAGCAAUCGCUAAACCUUUUUGGGUUCAGGCCAAUAUAUCUGUAGUAAAUUCUGUAUAUAGGAAUUUACCUUAUUUCACGGUUUAAGUCCUCAAAACACAGAUUUAUUGUAUUGUAUUUCCCUUUGUGCUCACUAAUAUGCAAGAAGGCGGCGUACAUGUGCAACAGGUCAGUAAUUAUGUCUACGUCUCUGCUUGCGGCCAAACAAUAAAGUUCUUUAACAAGA
Cyclopterus lumpus (lumpfish) is the source of this 1863-nucleotide messenger RNA. Its product is annotated as dysbindin-A-like. Gene Ontology annotation, cellular component: BLOC-1 complex; plasma membrane; synaptic vesicle membrane. Gene Ontology annotation, biological process: platelet dense granule organization; anterograde synaptic vesicle transport; negative regulation of protein kinase activity. The record is from RefSeq and is a predicted model, not a curated record. Lineage: Eukaryota; Metazoa; Chordata; Actinopteri; Perciformes; Cyclopteridae. The coding region runs from base 133 to 1212 and encodes 359 amino acids. The transcript has 10 exons.